CAGUCUGAGCUGACCCACAGACUCAUAAAAACGAACAGGGCCCCGGGCCCCGUCACCUGGGCCAUCCCAACUCUUGAACCAAAGGUGCAAGGACUUGCUCACAUCAAGGACCCGGCUGCUUUCUCGGGGACCAAGAAACUGGGCUUUUGUGUCUGUGUUCACGCUGGCAAUCCAUGAGGUUUAAUAGAUUACAUUGGGAAAUUAGGUCUGUGAAAACGCAGGCAGUCAGCUCAGACGGGCAUCAGUCAGCAGCAGAGCUGGAAUUCAAGUCUGACUCCAGACCACGUGUUUCAAGGCCAGCAGAGACUCCGGGGAGGCUGUUCAGGCCCUCCAGGUCGGGUGUUGACAGAAAGAAUGUUCAAACAUCUUCAGAAAUGGUUUGUCACUCACUUUCUUGGUCAUUCUCGGAGAAGAGCAAGGCUGGUCUCCAAAGAUGGAAGGUGUAACAUUGAAUUUGGCAACGUAGAGGCACAGUCAAGGCUGAUAUUCUUUGUGGAUAUCUGGACGACUGUGCUGGACCUCAAGUGGAGAUACAAAAUGACCAUCUUCAUCACAGCCUUCUUGGGGAGCUGGUUCUUCUUUGGCCUCCUGUGGUAUGCGGUCGCCUACAUUCACAAAGAUCUCCCUGAGUUCCACCCUUCCGCCAACCACACGCCUUGCGUGGAGCACAUUAAUGGCCUGACCUCAGCUUUUCUGUUUUCUCUGGAAACGCAAGUGACCAUUGGCUAUGGAUUCAGGUGUGUGACGGAACAGUGCGGCACUGCCAUUUUUCUGCUUAUCUUCCAGUCUAUUCUUGGAGUCAUCAUCAAUUCUUUCAUGUGUGGCGCCAUUUUAGCCAAGAUCUCCAGACCCAAAAAACGUGCCAAGACCAUUACUUUCAGCAAGAACGCAGUGAUCAGUAAGCGGGGUGGGAAGCUCUGUCUCUUGAUCCGAGUGGCUAAUCUUCGGAAGAGCCUCCUUAUCGGCAGUCACAUAUACGGAAAGCUUCUGAAGACCACCAUCACUCCUGAAGGAGAGACCAUUAUUUUGGACCAGAUCAAUAUCAACUUUGUGGUUGACGCGGGGAAUGAAAAUUUAUUUUUCAUCUCCCCACUGACAAUUUACCAUGUCAUUGACCACACUAGCCCCUUCUUCCACAUGGCAGCAGAAACCCUUCCCCAGCAGGACUUUGAAUUAGUGGUGUUUUUAGAUGGCACGGUGGAAUCAACCAGUGCUACCUGCCAAGUCCGGACAUCCUAUGUCCCAGAAGAGGUGCUCUGGGGCUAUCGUUUUGCUCCCAUGGUGUCCAAGACCAAGGAAGGGAAAUACCGAGUAGAUUUCCAUAACUUUAGCAAAACAGUGGAAGUGGAGACGCCUCAUUGUGCCAUGUGCCUUUAUAAUGAGAAAGAUGCUCAAGCCAGGAUGAAGAGAGGCUAUGACAACCCCAACUUCAUCUUGUCCGAAGUCAGCGAAACAGACGACACCAAAAUGUAACAGUGGCUUUUCAACACGAGUAAAGCAAAAUCUCGAAGAUACCUAGCGACUAGAAACAUUAUGGAGCAAUCAACAAUUUGCGGGUAUGACAGUGGGACAAGAGCCUUUAAAAUCUCCCUGCACAAUGUCCCUGAACCCCAUAACCAUGAUCCUACAAGACAUAUAGCUCUACAAGGCAACUGCAUGAGAACAUGCAAUGGGUUUAUAGGAAACUGGAAUAUGGGGGCCAUAGGAGCUCACAUAAAAUCUUGAAUAGGAUUAUUUGAAAUCACGCAGUGUUGAUGGGAACAGACAAAAAUCAUUGAAAGCCUCAUGGACAGACCAAAUGAGAUCUUUUUAAGAGUCUUCCCAAAGAAGAUAUAAGCUUUAGAAAGGAUCAGGGGAAAACGAUAUUCUUAUUUUGGUUCUACUGAUAAGAAAGAAGCCACGUUUAUUUUAACAUUGGCUUGUAUCAAAGGAAAAAUUGUCUUCUGAGUUGGGGGAGAUGAACCAAUCAAAGUAAUAAGAAAAGACGGAUGCACAGUGAACAUUUGUGAGGCACUGGCCUUCUCCAGCCCUGGUUGUUGGCGCUUUCAUCUAAAUCUGGGUCAUGCUGUGUUUCCAGAGGAGCAGGGGGUAGGCUUGGCCCGUGGACUCCGCAUCUCUACGUACCGGAGAGGAGCACAGGGCCCAGCCGGCUUGAUGGUACCUCCAGACCCUGUGGCCAAGCUGGGUGUUGCCCCAAGGACAUUUAGACAGAGGCUAAAUCACCACUCUAGAAUCUCAAUGAACACUUUGCUGCAAGAAAGAAUGUUUGAUUUGAAAAUGAGGGUGAUAUUUCUUCCAAUUUGUGUUAGAUGGGAUAAGGGGCUUCAGAUCUGUUAAAACAGUAUUUCCUGAUCUUCCAAGAAGGCAGUGAGGAGUUUGAAGGAGCAAAGACAGUUUAGAAGGGAAAAUACUGCUAAUGCUUCUGAGAAAAAGAUGUCUUGUGUUUGUCACCUGAGGGUUUGUAACUGAAAUGCUGUUUCUAAAGGAGAAGAAGUAUGAAAGGGAAGGGAAUGGGAUAUGACCCCACAGUAAGGAAAGUGCUAGGUCUUCCUUCCUCUGAGGGCCAACACCACAUCUUCAUCAAAGAGACCAAUGUAAUAUAAAGAUUGAUCUGCAGGGGAAGGUUUUACUGUGAAUGUCUUGUUCAGUUUCCUACUUACGUUAUUUUGAAUGUAUACUGGAAAAG
Balaenoptera musculus (blue whale) is the source of this 2686-nucleotide messenger RNA. RefSeq names its product potassium inwardly rectifying channel subfamily J member 1 (gene KCNJ1). Gene Ontology annotation, cellular component: plasma membrane. The transcript has 3 exons. The record is from RefSeq and is a predicted model, not a curated record. Gene Ontology annotation, molecular function: ATP-activated inward rectifier potassium channel activity. NCBI's taxonomy places the organism in Eukaryota, Metazoa, Chordata, Mammalia, Artiodactyla, Balaenopteridae. Bases 355 to 1473 code for a protein of 372 amino acids. Gene Ontology annotation, biological process: regulation of monoatomic ion transmembrane transport; potassium ion import across plasma membrane.